Coniophora puteana RWD-64-598 SS2 is the source of this 1367-nucleotide messenger RNA. RefSeq lists its product as uncharacterized. The transcript is spliced from 4 exons. Lineage: Eukaryota; Fungi; Basidiomycota; Agaricomycetes; Boletales; Coniophoraceae. The record is from RefSeq and is a predicted model, not a curated record. Bases 274 to 1206 code for a protein of 310 amino acids.
UCAGCCUCUACCUCAAUCUCUUCGCCGAACUUGGCAGCCAAACGCGGAACAUCGACGCCGAACUCCAGGUCCUUUCAUCUUUAUGCUCCAGUAGACCAGUGCACUCCAGUGCUCGACGACGACUACUGACAUUUCCAGGCGGCUAACAUCACAGUAUCGCAUAGCUUUGGCGUCUGAGGCUCGUUUGAGCCUCAUCCUCUCCGAUCAUUCAAAUAUGCGUCCACAGCCUCUGUGUUUAUUAGAACUAUUCUACUCCUCCAACGAUAUCAAAACAUGUCCUCUCCAACAGUCACCACCAACCUAAUUAGCAUCAACACCAACAGUACCAGUCACAUCCCAAAGACUUCCUCAGGUCUACCACGCAUACCCUUCGACCUCCGCGCCCAUAAGACCGGCAUCAUCAUCACCUGGUCCAGCAUCCUACUCACCUCAUGCCUCCUCCCCAUCCUGGGCUAUUUCCUGCUCCGCUACAAAACCUCGCUUGAGCUGACCGUCGUCUUCGCCAUCAGCACCUCACCCUGCGGCGCCGUCUCCCUCUUCUCUCUGUUCAGCCGUACCUACGCCCUCUUCCGCAAAGACUCCACCUGUCGGCCCCUCCCCUCCACCAGUUCCACCACACCCUCGCGCGGCGACACCCCAGGGCGCUGGCACCUCGACAACUUCAACUACAACUUCGCGUUCUGUUUCGCUAUCAUCACCAUCAUACUCUCAACGGCCAUCUCCCACCAGCCCACGUCCAACAUCCGUCUCAUCUCGGUCCCCAUCGCCGUCCUGCUCCUGCUCGUGUGCAGCCAGCUCGUCCUCGUCCCGCUGCUCAUCGCGCUGGACGUCAGAGCGCCGUUCCGCUUCUCGUCGCUGGCAGCGGGCGAGCGGCUCCGCCCUGCGACGUUCAUCAUCGCAGAGGACGUCGUCGCUGUCGAUGGCGGUGGCGGAACCGAGUUCAGGAGGCGGUGGAACGAGAGGUACGACGCGAGCGCCGAUUUUAGGAGGUUGAUGGUGAGGCUGGAUCUACUGUGGGGGUUCAGCGGGUUGGCGCUCGCGGGCGGGAUUUUUGGGGUGGUUUUUGGAGUGCAGGAGGAGAAUGUUGGAUACGUUGUUGGCUGGGGAGCGCCGUGGGUCUGGGCUGCGGGUAUGGCCCUCGUGACGUUGCGGAUGACGACGGCAACACUGAGGCGUGAGGAAGGCGGGGAAGGAUGGGCUUGUUAGAAGUAAUCGAGGCUCGAUCGCGAUGAAUGGGAAACAUUGACAACUCUGCUAUCAUUAUUAUGGACCUAAUGAAGCGAAGGGACAACUUUUUAUCCAACAAUACGAGGGGACUCUAUUAUAGUUUACCUAACCUAAACGAAGGCUAGUAGUCGAUGCAUCAG